Messenger RNA from Lingula anatina, 868 nucleotides. RefSeq names its product macrophage migration inhibitory factor. Gene Ontology annotation, molecular function: phenylpyruvate tautomerase activity. Lineage: Eukaryota; Metazoa; Brachiopoda; Lingulata; Lingulida; Lingulidae. The record is from RefSeq and is a predicted model, not a curated record.
GACCUUUACCGACCUUCAAUUUUCUUUACGCUCUAGACGUCUACUGUAUCAUUCCAGAAUUUUUGACAAACAUGCCUUGUCUUGUCAUACAUACAAAUGUUGCAAAACCUGCGUCUACGGAUGCAUUUUUUGAGGAGGCAACGAAAACAGUGGCUUCUUUAACAGGAAAGCCAGCUGCAUAUAUCCAGGUGAGAUUACAAACUGACCAGCAGAUGAGCUUUGGUGGCAGCACGGAACCCACAGCUGAAGUAACCCUGGGCAAUGUGGGCAACAUCAAGACAUCCACAGAAAAAUGUUCAAGUGCAAUUUGUGAACUGUUAAAGAAACAACUUGGAAUACCUUCAAACAGGGUGUAUGUGUUCUUUACCGUGUUCCAAGGCAGCAAUGUUGGAUAUGAUGGCAGAACAUUCUAAAUCCCCUUCACAUUGGAGCUACAUGUAACAGGAGUAGACAAUUUGUUGUGGAGUUUAGUUGUAUGAACACUACUUGUCAAUUAUCAGUCUGCAGGCUAUUUCCUGUUUUUUUUUUUUUUUUUUUUUUGUAAGAUUUCUUAUGCCACAGCUUGCUAGCCAAGCUUAUACAUGGCUUGUGAAAACUUUUGAUUUAAAUUAUGAAUUGAUUCCUUCAUGUUAAAAUGAGAAUCAUUGAACAAAAGAGUGCACCAAGUGACUCAAAUAUCUGUAAAAUUAUUACGAACUUGUAGGUAUUUUAAAGUGUCUGCAAAAGUCAUAUUAAAAUAUGACAUUUAUAUUCUUAUGUAUACUUCAUAUUCCUUGGUAAAACAUGGAUUCUUUUCAAAAGAAAGCGUGCUUAUCAGCCAUUUCAUGUUUUUAAAUGAAGAAAUAAAGAGCUUUAAUUAGAGCAACAA